Molecule: messenger RNA, 3310 nt
Organism: Polypterus senegalus (gray bichir)
Lineage: Eukaryota; Metazoa; Chordata; Cladistia; Polypteriformes; Polypteridae
Gene: mak
Product: male germ cell-associated kinase
Exons: 14
Coding region: 14-1981 (655 amino acids)
Biological process (GO): intracellular signal transduction; cilium assembly; protein phosphorylation
Cellular component (GO): nucleus; cytoplasm; cilium
Molecular function (GO): protein serine/threonine kinase activity; ATP binding
Source: RefSeq, a predicted model, not a curated record
UCUAUGAAAGAAAAUGAAUCGCUACACAACUCUUAAACAACUGGGGGACGGCACCUACGGCAGCGUGCUGAUGGGCAAGAGCAACGAGUCUGGCGAACUGGUUGCUAUCAAAAGGAUGAAAAGGAAAUUUUAUUCAUGGGAAGAAUGCAUGAACUUGAGGGAAGUAAAGUCUCUGAAGAAGCUGAAUCACGCCAACGUCAUCAAGCUGAAGGAGGUCAUCCGAGAGAACGACCAUCUUUACUUUGUGUUUGAGUACAUGAAGGAGAACUUGUACCAGUUAAUGAAGGACAGAAACAAGUUGUUCCCCGAGUCAGUCAUCAGAAACAUGAUGUAUCAGAUCUUACAGGGUCUCGCUUUUAUCCAUAAACACGGGUUUUUUCAUCGUGACAUGAAACCGGAGAACUUGCUGUGCAUGGGCCCCGAACUUGUGAAAAUAGGUGACUUUGGCUUGGCCCGGGAGAUCCGGUCGCGCCCUCCAUACACGGACUACGUGUCUACCAGGUGGUACCGCGCCCCCGAGGUGCUCCUGAGGUCCUCCACCUACAGCUCUCCCAUUGACAUUUGGGCCGUAGGCUGCAUAAUGGCAGAGCUCUACACGCUACGGCCUCUUUUUCCUGGAAACAGUGAAGUGGAUGAGAUCUUUAAGAUCUGCCAAGUUUUGGGAACAGUAAAGAAGGUGGAUUGGCCCGAAGGGUACCAGCUGGCGUCUGCAAUGAACUUCCGGUUCCCUCAGUGCGUUCCCACGAACCUGAAAACCCUCAUUCCGAAUGCCAGCAAUGAAGCUAUUAGCGUGAUGAAAGAAACGCUGCAGUGGGAUCCGAAGAAGAGGCCCACGGCCAUCCAGGCUCUUCGCCAUCCUUAUUUUCAAGUGGGACAAGUGGCUGGAACAUCUCUGCCCUACGCCGAGCAGCAGAAGCCCAUUAGCCGACCGCUUCAGCCAGCAGAACCAAAGCCAGUAUCUCUAAAGCGGUCAGAGCCCCUUUCACCUUUGGAGCCGGAAGCCAAAGCAGAGCCAGAGACCCCGACCGCGGUCACUCACCUACCCCUGCAGCAAAUACAGCUGCCACAGCCACAGGCCUCGAGCCAGCCGAGCUUUUUAAAGGAGAGCAAAAAAUCUGAACAGCCAAACCUGCCAGCCAUCAGUAACGGCGGUUCGCCAAAGCCAGCAGCCAUCACAAACGAAAAUACCGUGGUGGGGGUAAAGAGUGGCCGCCGACGGUGGGGCCAGUCGAUGCUGAAGACGUCGGACAGCUGGGACGACUUUGACGAGUUUGAUCUCGGGGUGUCCUUCUCUAAAAAGCCCAGCAUUGGAUUUUUAAAAGAAAAGGGGACCAAGGAGCCCUUAUUCCGGCCUGUCGAACAAGCUGCAGUCGUUGCUCCUAUCAAUGGAAAUGUAAUUCCAUCGAGUACGACGAUCAACAGAAUUGAGUCGGGACUUUCAAAUUCCUCUUCGGCUAAGCAGCACUAUUUACGACAGUCCCGGUACCUUCCUGGUGUUAAUCCGAAAAUCUCUUCAUUAGUGGCAGCAAAUCGGGACGCAUCCCAGGACCUGUGGGGCAAUUCGUCGGCUUUAGUGCCCAAGCCGCUCGGCCCGAUUGGAGGACUUGGGGUGAGCAGAACUCAUGCAGAAAAUAUAAACAGACUUCUGGAAAUGCCGCCUGUAAAAGAAAAGCCGGUCAAAAAAGUAGAGGAGCUCAAAGGAUAUUUUGGUGGCAGCAACUACAACCCACCUGGUGUGUACUUUCCAUCAUUUCAGAAAAAAGAAGUCGGGUCAGCAGGGCAGCGGAUUCAGUUGGCGCCUCUAGGAGGAGGAGCAACAAAUUACGACGGGUGGAAGUCUAAACCCGCCCGAUCGAAUCUGACAACCACCACCUUCAAUCCUGCUGGGAAAGCAUCGGCUGCACUUCUGAGUCGCGCUCCGCCGGUCCAGCCUGUGCACGGUAGAAUCGACUGGACGGCCAAGUACAACAGUCACCGAUAGCGAGCGCUUGGCCAUGCCACUCUGUGAGAUACUCCCACAUUCUGGGACAGCACCCAGUGUUUUAACACCAGGAAUCCGUUACUUUAGUGAAAUACGUGAAGGAUACACAAAGCAGUCUGUGACUUUGGGACUGGAAUCCGCCAGGCAUCUUGGGAAGAAACCCAAAAGAUCCAUCCAUCCAUUUUCUUUUCUUAUAAAAGCCAAGAACACGCAUUGAUGCUGUGAUAUUUCAGUCAGAUCAUUUUAUGGAGUGGCUUCACAGCAUACCUCAACAAAGAUGAAUUCUGAUUUGUCACAACUCGGAGUUCACGUUAUUAGAGUGGGACUGGUAUUCUGGCCUCCUUUACUGAGGAUGUCACCUUAGCAGGUUUGAAUUGGUCCACACACCAGUGGCGCGUCCCCCCCUCUAGUGGAUGGUUGUUUUCAUCGCUCCUGGACUUGAAGCCCAUGUUUCACCCUGUCGCUGCGAGCAUCUGUGCUCUUUCAUGCACUCAGAACGUAUUUUGUGUUUCUAAUCAAUUUAGUGCAUUCUACUCAAAGGAGUGGGCCAACGUUUUAAAAAAGAGACAUCUGGAGAAGUGCUCCUACCUCCUCCCCGUUGUACUGGAGCACAUUGUGUGCAUUAUUUUAAAGGAAUGCCUGCAAAUAAUACAGAAAUGAAAAUAGCCACAAAUGGAGAGAGGAGGCCGCCUCACAAGACCCCAGGUGGCCAUCGGAGAUGGGAGGGUCCUCCUUUGGCCCCACAAGCUAAUGGCUGUUGUGCGAUCCAAAGGCCCUGAGCUCAAGAGCUACAGCAGCAGACGGCAGAUUCCUCCCAAGACCCUAAUUGUGAUGUUUCUUGUCCCGAGUGUCACGGCGCGGUUCACUUUCCAUGUGAGGUACUCCCACCCCAAACACCUAAUUUGGAAGUGAAUACAUGGAUGGAAGAAUUUCCUGGAAUUUUUUAAAACAUGCCAGAGAUAAACCUGACAACCCCCAUUUUUAUCCCAAAUGUAAAGGGGUCGUUCUUGUUUAGCUGGCAGUGUUGGAGUGUCAAAGUCAGCGUUAACUUGUGUUCAUUAUUAAAAGAUAGCUGUAAAUAGUGUUUUAAAGAUGUAAACUGUAAUUAAAUGGAAAGAGACAUUUUUUAGCAACUAAUGCCAUAAUAUUUAAUUUUUUUUGCACUAGAAAAUGUUUUGUUAACGUUAAAUCAUGUGCAUUUUUGAUAUUUACUUACAGCAGAGUUUCUCGUUUUAAUUUUUUUUUCACUUUAUAAAUGUUAUUUUUUCCUUUCUCCUUUCUAUUUAAUGUGUCUGACUGUUAUUAAAAUCUAAUAAAGUAUCACCUUGA